AUGGAGGAUGGUCCAAUAAUUCCACGAUGAUUCUUCUUUCGGGGUUGAUUUUUCGAAGCUCGGUGAUGACUUUUGGCAAACAAAUGGUAUUAUACCAAUCCGCAGUAACAGUCUUUUACUCACCAAGAUGACGCAAUAUGACCCGCUUUUGACACAAAUGUCGCGACCAUCUUUUUCGAAACACUUCGAGAAUUGAUGACUUUUGUUGGCUUUUCUUCACCUUGGAACACCCAAACAGCCCACUGUCGUUUAUUUUCUGGUUCCUAACAAUAAACCCACGAUUCAUCACCACUAACAAUGCUG
This is a messenger RNA of Acanthoscelides obtectus, 303 nucleotides long. Lineage: Eukaryota; Metazoa; Arthropoda; Insecta; Coleoptera; Chrysomelidae. The record is from the annotation of a GenBank genome assembly.